Messenger RNA from Lindgomyces ingoldianus, 1118 nucleotides. RefSeq lists its product as uncharacterized. Lineage: Eukaryota; Fungi; Ascomycota; Dothideomycetes; Pleosporales; Lindgomycetaceae. The transcript is spliced from 2 exons. Gene Ontology annotation, molecular function: hydrolase activity, hydrolyzing N-glycosyl compounds. Bases 235 to 918 code for a protein of 227 amino acids. Gene Ontology annotation, cellular component: cytosol. Gene Ontology annotation, biological process: cytokinin biosynthetic process. The record is from RefSeq and is a predicted model, not a curated record.
CCGGGACAAGGGGUUUGGCACUUGGUGUGGUGGAUAGGGCGUGGCCGACGACAUUAACUGUCCGUGUGGAAAAAAAAAAAAGCCACUGCCUCUGACUAUGACUGGCCCUUGGUAGCGUAUAAAGAAGCCACGCUCCUUGCUAUACACUCGUUUCGAUCUUGGAAUCUUUUUCUUUUUUUGUUCCAUCAUUUCCACCAAGCUUCUGAAUCCAGUCCUUACGCAACGACCCCCACCAUGACUUCGGCUUCAACACAGAAUCCCGCUUCGGCGGGGAAGCAACCCGUAGUCUGCGUAUUCUGCGGUGCCUCUGCCGGCACAUCCCCCGUCCAUGUCGCUGCAGCCCGGGAACUGGCCCGGGCCCUGCACGCCAACAACAUUAAAGUAGUUUAUGGUGGAGGUACCGUUGGCCUGAUGGGUGAAAUCGCCCGUACUCUUGUUUCCCUCUCUGGUCCUUCGUCUGUACACGGCAUCAUCCCCAAGCCGCUGGUCAAGUACGAGCAGAAUCACGACCCAGACGACCAAACCGCACACACCAUCGACGAGAAAUUAUAUGGCAAGACAACUGUAGUCAAGGACAUGCAUACGCGGAAGCAGAUAAUGGCGAAGGAAGUGAUUGAGGGUGGGCCCGGCGGGGGGUUCGUUGCGCUGAGUGGAGGGUACGGCACGCUGGAAGAGCUGAUGGAAAUCACGACUUGGAACCAAUUGGGAAUCCAUAGUAUGCCAGUGGUGGUAUAUAAUGUAGAUGGCUAUUGGAAUGGACUGAUUGAAUGGGUUAAGAAUGCCGUCCGUUCUGGCUUCAUCGUGUCGACCAACGCAGGAAUAUUGAGCGAAGCACUGAGCGCUGAAGAAGUGAUCACAUGCUUGAGAGAGUAUCAGAAUGCGGAGGGGAGAUUUAACCUAACGUGGGAGCAACAAUAGGUCAUUGGCAACGGUAGGCUGGUGCGGCUCCUUUGCGGGUGACAGGUUUCCUAUGACAAAUGAAUUUAUGGCGAAAGACACGCACUAGAACAUGGCUAUUGUUAUGGGUUGUUUAAAAUUGAGCUAAGUACAGCAUUGGCGUAACGGCAUGUAUUCUUAGCCAGAGAAUUUACUUAGCGAAGAUCAAGGGCAACCACUGC